GGCGGGGCUUAGCUGCGCCGCGGUGCGCAGGCGCAGCCGUCGGUGGGUCGGGUCUUCGGUCGACUGAGAGAUCCUGAGCAAGCAGUGUCACCUCACCAGCCUCGAGAUGGACAGCAGGAAGCGCCUGGCCUUUGCCAUUAUCCAGUUCCUGCAUGGUCAGCUGCGGCAUGGCGGGCUAUCGUCUGAUGCCCAGGAGAGCCUAGAGGUUGCCAUCCAGUGUUUGGAGACAGCCUUCGGGGUGACGCUGGAGGACAGUGACCUUGCUCUGCCCCAGACCCUGCCAGAGAUAUUUGAAGCAGCCACUGCCAGCAAGCAGGAGAUGCCACAGGACCCGAGGGGCCCUGACAGGACACCACCCUCUGAGGAGGACUCAGCUGAGGCAGAGCGCCUCAAAACAGAAGGUAAUGAGCAGAUGAAGCUGGAGAACUUUGAGGCAGCUGUGCACCUCUAUGGCAAGGCCAUUGAGCUCAAUCCCGCCAACGCUGUCUACUUCUGUAACAGAGCCGCGGCCUACAGCAAGCUGGGGAACUACGUGGGGGCUGUGCAGGACUGCGAGCGCGCCAUUGGCAUCGACCCGGGGUACAGCAAGGCCUAUGGCCGCAUGGGCCUUGCGCUGUCCAGCUUGAACAAGCAUGCAGAGGCUGUGGCCUACUACAAGAAGGCCCUGGAACUGGACCCUGACAACGACACGUACAAGUCCAACCUCAAAAUUGCAGAGCUGAAGUUACGGGAGGCACCGAGCCCUACGGGCGGCGUGGGCAGCUUAGACAUCGCCGGCCUGCUGAACAACCCGCACUUCAUCACCAUGGCGUCAAGCUUGAUGAAUAGUCCCCAGCUGCAGCAGCUCAUGUCAGGCAUGAUCUCUGGGGGCCAUAACCCUCUGGGCACGCCAGGCAGCAGUCCACAGCAGAGUGACCUGGCCAGCCUCAUCCAGGCGGGCCAGCAGUUUGCACAGCAGAUGCAGCAGCAGAACCCAGAGUUUGUAGAGCAAAUCCGGAGCCAGGUGGUGCGCAGCCGGACACCCAGCGCUAGCCACGAGGAGCAGCAGGAGUGAUGACGCUGACCCACGUGGUCCUUUCGCUUCACAGCCUCCUGGUGUUUUAGCAUCUUCUCCGUUGUCGGGGCAGCUCGAGAGAAACUGGACCUGCAUGUUAAGACGGACUUACCCCCACCUUGUGUCUCUUCAUCCCUCCCCUGUUGUUUGUACACAUACUGGCCCCACACCUUCCCAGAAGAGUCUAAGAUGACGACAUACCAGCACCAGUUCCUCCAGCCACCUAGGAAAGCUGCAGGGGAGGGGCUGGGAUGGGUGUCGGAGUCAUUGAGUGACAGCCCAGGCCCCCAGGUCUCAGGCCCCACCCUGCUGGCUUCCUCCUAAAGGGAUUGAGUAGCUACUCUUCUCCCCAGGAAGCGUCCACUGCCAGCCCCAGCUGGGCACCAGCGUCCCACGCCCAUGCUUGAACUGCAGGUCCCAGCAGGUGCCCCUGCCUUAUCCCAGUGGCCUGUGCCACAUAGGACUGAGGCCUGACUUCUGCCCAGUGUGUGGACCACCCACGUCUCAGCUUCCCAGCUUCCCUCUGUCUUCACAGCCAUCAGCCAGUCCUAAUUUUGUGUCCAGUCCAGCUCCAUCCUCGGCCUGGGCAGCAGACAUAGACGUUGACCUAUCUUUGCCUAUCUCGUCCUUGAUCUCAUGGGAAUUCGGUGUCUGGUGUUGGCAGGGAGUUUGGGGGUAUUGGCCCCUGGGCUCUGCCGUCAGCCCUGAAACAGCCACCAGAACCAUCUUUGUUGAGGGUCAGUCUGUCCAGUGAUGUGGGUGCUCCCACACCCAUUCUUGGCCCUGGGAGCAGGUGGUGAGUUCACAGGACAGCUGAACCCUCAGGGGGUCAUGAAGGCAUCAGGCUGUGGCAGGUAGUGUCAGAGCUGUGUGUGUCAUAGGUAGCCAGUAGGAAGAUGGCCCCCGAGGGCAGCAGUGCCCCCUUGGGAAUAAAGACAGUGAUGCUUGGC
Messenger RNA from Apodemus sylvaticus (European woodmouse), 2004 nucleotides. It is a transcript of the gene Sgta, whose product is annotated as small glutamine rich tetratricopeptide repeat co-chaperone alpha. Gene Ontology annotation, biological process: post-translational protein targeting to endoplasmic reticulum membrane. NCBI's taxonomy places the organism in Eukaryota, Metazoa, Chordata, Mammalia, Rodentia, Muridae. Gene Ontology annotation, molecular function: protein binding; molecular adaptor activity. The transcript is spliced from 12 exons. The record is from RefSeq and is a predicted model, not a curated record. Bases 107 to 1054 code for a protein of 315 amino acids. Gene Ontology annotation, cellular component: TRC complex; membrane.